Monomorium pharaonis (pharaoh ant) is the source of this 2564-nucleotide messenger RNA. Its product is annotated as caspase-1. Bases 1014 to 1979 code for a protein of 321 amino acids. The transcript has 7 exons. Gene Ontology annotation, biological process: apoptotic process; proteolysis. Gene Ontology annotation, cellular component: cytoplasm. NCBI's taxonomy places the organism in Eukaryota, Metazoa, Arthropoda, Insecta, Hymenoptera, Formicidae. The record is from RefSeq and is a predicted model, not a curated record.
AGCCAAAAAUUUCGCACGAGAGAAGGGAGGUAUUUUCCUUCUAAAAUCGGCAAAACAAACUUCUUCUAUAUCAGAGACGCGAAGACAUGGAGCUACUGUUCGAAUGUCCAGAUAAAUUUUUGUAUUGCAUCAAUUGUCACAUAGUUUCCUAUCGUGUAGAUAAAUAAACAUUCUUUUACCGAAAUCAAAAUAUCUACAGGGCUCGAGAAGUGCCAUAGAAUUAUACUUUAUAUUCUUUUAAUUCUGAUUUGAAAACAAUAAAUGACUGUAGUAACCAAACUAUAACAGAUAAUCUACUAUUAUUUAAAUCUAAAGCGUUUACUGAGUUUAACAUCGUGUUAUGAGUGUAAUGCACUCGCACAAGAAAUGUCGUAAGCGAUAAAAGGUCAUCAAGUGAUAUCUCGCGCGUGAACAUCGCCCGGCCUAUACAUAUCGGGCGUCGCACCGAGCAAUGCACCUGAUUGUUUAAUCAAGAGACACGGUAGUGGCUCGCGCCAAGUGAAAGCGCAGCGCGAGCCCGACCGUGCUCUUUACGCGAGUACGCGACUUGCGAGCACUCGAGAUUAUUGAAUCUCAGAAACGGUUAAAUCGAUCGAGUUUCUAAGUAAGCUCAAUCGAAAGCUUGGGGUCGAUUUAUAUUAGAAAACUAUUUUUAUUUUUUCUCUACAUGUCCUAUGAAUGGAGAUAUCGCGACGCAAAGUCCGAAAAGCCAAAAUUUCAUUUAAGAUACGUCGUCGUCAUCGUCAACCUUGUUGGUAUCUCUGCGGGUAGUGCGGGUGCCGAAAAUGAGGGACGAAAAUCCAUUUCGCUCAUCUACUACCGUGUGGCGUUCGCAUCGUCACUAUAGCACCGUAUAUGGCAAUGUAUAAGUCACGUGGUCACCAGUGGCUCGCUCGCGCCGUGAAUUAGUUGUGUGAAGAUGAUAGGUUAUAUAUGAGGUUUUAUUAUUAUUAAUCAUUGACACCAAUAUAAAUUAAUUAAUUAAUCAGAGAGUAACAUAGCUCAAUUUAUCGAUGAGGUCACAUAAGUUGCUUCGGCCACAGGUCAGCUCCUGUCAAGUGACAUGUGUAGUGGAGUUAAUAUUUAACAAACUGAAGCGAUUAAACAUUAGUAACAGUGAACCCGUAACACCUAGUAGUAGCUCCUUUAAUGAACCUUUAAUGCACAAUGAAUUCAUGCCAAUAUCAAAGGAUGAUGCAAGAUACUACAAUAUGAAUCAUAAAAAUCGCGGCUAUUGUAUAAUCUUCAAUCACAACAAAUUUAAUGGUAAAUCCGAUAGUCGAGAGGGUUCGACAAUUGACGUAAAUAGGCUGGUAAAAACUUUUGGGAACCUCGAUUUCGAUGUUAAAGUUUAUGAAAAUUUUACAUGCAAUGAAAUUAUGAAGGUUAUAAAGGAAGUGAGUCAGCUCGAUCAUACGGAUAACGAUUGCCUUUGCAUCAUUACACUAACUCAUGGGACUCGCAACGAUCGGUUAUGCGCGAGAGAUGUCGUAUAUCCAUCUGAUAAGCUUUGGAAGCCUUUUACUGCCGAUAAAUGCGGGACACUUGCAGGCAAACCUAAGCUGUUCUUCUUCCAGGCUUGCAGAGGCAAUGAACGCGACAGUGGCGCUAGCAGUAGCGCAUCCUUUAUACAAAUCAAAGAAACUGCAUCUGAUACAGCAAAAGCUUUUGAUCGUGUUCCAAUUCAAGCAGAUUUUCUGAUAUCUUAUAGCACGGUUGGAGGUUAUACUUCCUGGAGAAAUCCCGAAAAAGGCACGUGGUAUAUACAGUCCUUAUGUGACAUUUUUGAUGAAAAUGGAACAAAGCUUGAUGUUGUAACGAUGAUGACUAUGACAACAAAUAAGGUCGCCAAAUUUUCCACCAUUAAUUCCAAAAAAGAGUUACACAAUAAAAUGCAGGUACCAGAAAUGGUUCAUCGGCUAAGAAAACUAAUUUGUUUCUGGCCAAAAAAAGAACAAUUCAGAAAAAAAAGCGGAUAAAAGCGUUACUUAUUUUCUGUAAUUAUAACGUAGUGACAUUUUUAUAGUAACGGUAACGAAUUUAACCGUUAUUUAUAUAGUUACUUCCCGAGCAAAAAUAAAAGAGAUGUUACUUUAUAUGUAUAGAUCAAAAUAGAUCUAUUUUUAUACAAUUGUAUCUCAUGAGAUAUGUUUUUUAUAUCUUUUCAGAUCUUCAAAAAUGUAUCAUAUGUCUUGAAUAAUUAAAGUUAUAUCCAUUAGAUCUAACUAGAUGACCUAAAAUCUAAUUGAAUUUUUAAUCGAGUGAGAAGAAAUGUAAUAUAUAGAUCUAUGAAGUUAUAAUUAUAUCUACGUAUAUCUACUUUAAUAAAUUUGAAAUUAAAUAUAUUUAAUAUUAUAUUUGCAGAGAUAUAACAAUAUCAAAGUAGAUCUGCGUAUAUAUAUACCAAAAAUUGAUGUUAGAUCUACAAAGAUUUUAUAAUAUUAAAGUAGAUCUACAUGUAUACAAAUAGAAUUUGUCUAAAACUGACGUUAGAUUUACAAAAAUAGCUUUAUAUAGAUUUAUAGAUAAAUAAAAUAAUAAAUUUAACCAUUUUUAAUGUUGGA